Messenger RNA from Cyclocybe aegerita, 507 nucleotides. NCBI's taxonomy places the organism in Eukaryota, Fungi, Basidiomycota, Agaricomycetes, Agaricales, Hemipholiotaceae. The record is from the annotation of a GenBank genome assembly.
AUGCUUAGCGUCUCCUUCAGUCUGUCAACUCGACGACCGAAAGAUACGAGGAAUAAUAUAUUAGACACGAAAGAAUUCACAGUUAGCAUUAUCAGUGAAGCUUUCACUGAGGCAUCGAAUUCUACAUCGGUAGAAUCUCCUGCUAAUGCCGACGAAUGGAUUAUCAGUGGUCUGACUAGGGAACCGAGCACCAGUGUGAAGCCACCGUUCGUCCGAGAGAGUGCCGUCGCAAUGGAAUGUGAGUUGUACAGCUCUCAGGACGUUGCCAUCCCUACUACAGCAGAGCCUACUGCCACGUUUGUUCUCGGGCUCAUAAAGAACAUCCACGUUCGAGACUCCGUGUUGAACGAGGACGGCAUGACGGUUGAUCCUGCGAAACUACGGCCUAUAUCACGCCUUGGAGGAACAACAUACGCACGACUACUUCAAGGCUUCGAUAUACCCCGGAUUUCUUGGAAGGUGAUUCGAGAUGAAUACCAGAGCCUUAAGCAGCAUGGAAGCUCUUAA